AAAAAACUGUAAAACGCAAACGGUUUAAAAGAGAAUGUGUUAACGGUUAAUGGGUUAGCAACCCCGGGGCACGAGGAGGCACAAGUUGCAGGAUCCGCUACCCGCCAGAGGAAGAGACGGACAGAGAGGGGAGACGCACCGGGAGCUCUUUUACGCACAAGCCCACCACCAGAAAAUGACCGUGGAGAAAAUAUUCGAUGAGCUGGGACAUUUUAAAAGAUACCAGGCAUGUCUCUACUUUGCAGCAGUCUUCCAAGCCGUAUCUUGUGGGAUCCACUACCUGGCUUCUGUUUUCCUGGUGGAGACUCCCAACUUUGUGAGCACCGUGCCCGGCAACAUCACCGACGUCCUGUUCGGUAACCAGACGGGAUCUAGUCUGGAAGAUUUCCUGCCGGCCUUUAAAUCGGGGAGCGGGCCGCUGGUGGUGAGAACGGCCGAUGGAGAGCAGUGGGAGCUCAGCAGGUGCCGCUGCGCCCUACGCAUCAACCCAGGGGACUUCACGUAUGAUUUUUACGGCAACAAAACGGUGGAAGCGUGCGGCGGGGGCUUUGCUUAUGACAACACCGAAGUUCACCAAAGCAUCGUGACGGACUGGGACUUGGUGUGUGACAAAGAGUGGCUGGCCAAGCUGUGCCAGCCCACCUUCAUGCUGGGGGUGCUGAUUGGAGCGCUGGUGUUCGGGGACAUUGCUGACAGGGUUGGUCGUGUGAGGAUUCUCAUGUUCACCAGCGUCUGUCAGUUUGUGUUCGGGGUGUCUGUGGCGUUCUCUGGAAACUACUAUUUCUUUGUGGUGCUCCGUUUUCUCCUUGCCAUGGUAUCCAGCGGUUAUCUGGUGGUGGUGUUUGUCUACGUAACAGAGUUCACUGGCAUCAAGGUGCGCACAUGGACCUCUAUGCACGUGCACGCGGCCUUUGCAGUCGGCAUCAUGGUUGUGGCUCUGACUGGUUACCUGGUUCGGGUCUGGUGGAUCUACCAGAUCAUCCUGUCCAUUUGCACCUCUCCCUUCCUGCUCUUCUGCUGGAAGUUCCCGGAGACUCCCUUUUACCUGAUGGCCAAGGGCCGUCACCAGGACACCCAGACCCUGUUGGACAGGAUUGCCCGCUUCAACGGACUUGAAUGCAGGCUCAAAGCGGAGGACCUCCUGGAGCCAGAAAAGAAUGAGAAUGGGAGAGCUCUGCUGGAGCAGGAUUCAGAGGAGCGGCCGUCACAGAACGAAAAGAAGCUGUCCAUCCUGGAUCUGUUUGGUAGCUGGAGGAUGGCGGGCCGUACGUGCACAGUGUGGGCCAUCUGGUUCAUCGGUAGCCUCGGCUACUACGUCUUCUCUUUGGGCUCAGUCAACCUGGGCGGAAACCAGUAUGUUAACCUCUUCCUUGCUGGUGCAGUUGAGGUCCCCUCUUAUCUGGUCGGCUGUUUUGCAAUGGACCGGAUUGGAAGGAAGAAGACUUGCGCCCCAGCUCUGAUCCUGGCCGGGGUUGCUUGCAUGCUCAUCAUUGUGGUGCCUCCGGACAUAGAGCCCCUGGCUAUUGCUCUCAGUAUGACCGGAAAGUUUGCCAUCGCAAUUGCCUUUGGUCUCAUCUACUUGUACACCUGUGAGCUUUACCCAACCAUCAUCAGGUCUCUGGCAGUAGGCAGUGGCAGUAUGAUGUGCCGUGUGGGCAGUGUAGUGGCCCCCUUCUGCGUGUACCUUGCUGACAUCUGGACCUACCUACCUCAGCUCAUCGUGGGAAUCCUGGCAUUCAUCAUCGGAGUGCUGACGAUGAUGUUGCCUGAGACCCUGGGCAAACCUCUAACAACCACCUUGGAAGAGGCUGAAUCUCUGGGACGCGAGCCCAGCAAGAAGAAAUCCGCCCUGAGCAAUAAAGAGGCGGAAGACGGGUUGGAGCUCAACCAACACGGAGUCAAAGCCUGAGCUGUACCUUUCAGGAAAAGAAAAAAAAAAAACAAACUGAGAGACACGUGGAAAGAAACUUAAGGAAAAACAGACUUGACUGAAGAGAGAAGAGGAGAUGGCUGCCAGGAAACUGAAACAUCACUGACUUGCUGGGGGGAGGUUGAGGAAUAAGCUUUUUAUAACAUCUCUUGAAAUGACUUUUUGUUGACAUUUUGUUUUGCAAAGUGACCAAUUUAGUACUUUAAAGGUCAUGAAGAAUUGCACAAACUCUACUCUACAAGCAUAGAUAUCAGUACAUUAGUGUUAAAGUCAGUGAAUUCAGCGAGUCAGUCAUGUGUGUGGUAUUUGUGAACGUGUGCAAGUUGUAUGUCCAAGAACAAGGAAACGUGAAGGAUACUAAAGGAUACUUAGUUUUGUCAUUUUGGCCAUCAAUUAUUUUAGUUAUGUGCUGUAGUCGUAGUAGACUAAAACUAAUUUAUUGUGAAAUUUAAAGACAAGGGUAUGACAGGUCAAAGGUGCCUUGUUGUACUUCCAAUCACAGUGUUGCAGAGUUCUCCCCGAUUUCUGCAUUCAGCUUAUUUAAGAUACUAUGACAUUAAGAUAUCAUUACUUGUAGGACUGAUGGCUGUAACUACAAAACUAUUUUCCUGUACAAAAGUUGCCAUCCUGAGUAAACUGUGAUUUAGUUACCUCUACAAACCAGUAAUCAGUGCAUACAACAGCUGUGCCUUUUACACUGUAAUACAUCUAAUAUAUUGUAUUUCAGCAGAUUAUGUUAUUCCAGUAUGUCAUAAAAUUUCAACGUUUAAUCUCAGGGUAUCCAUACUUACUGUGAAACUAUCAUUUCAUUUUAAUUUUACACUCAGUGUGUCAUUACCCUCAAUCGCAUCUUGUUUGCUGGACUUUUAACUUUGUCGCCAAGUGUGAGUGUGUGUGUGUGCCUGUGUGUCAUUGAGAAAGGGGGUUAAGCAAGUCGGUGUCUUAGUUUUACACAUUCUUAUUUUGUGUAUGCAAUCAAGAUGCUGGACAUACUGAAGGAAAAAACAACGAAAAAAGAAAAAAAAAACGUACAAUCAAGCGAUGCUGUGCUCUCGAGAGCUGUGAUGUUUGGACCAAAUGAACCACAAGACCGUGGGGGUUUAUAUACCAGCUCUGCAAUAUCGUAGUACACUACUAGCAUGUUUUUGUUUUAUAUGAAGUCAUUGUGUGGUGCCUUGUUUUGAAGGAGGAAAAAAACAAAAUCAUGAAAAGCAGCUGAUUUAAUCACCAGACAAUGGAAGCACUCAGGUACUUCCUUCAGUUCUACAGUCAACAGUAUGGAUUCUUUUUUUUUUUUCUGGAUAUUCUCUUAAGUGUUAUUUUCAUUUCAUAAUGGAGCAAUAAAAAGUUGGCAAACA
This is a messenger RNA of Mugil cephalus (flathead mullet), 3288 nucleotides long. It is a transcript of the gene slc22a16, whose product is annotated as solute carrier family 22 member 16. NCBI's taxonomy places the organism in Eukaryota, Metazoa, Chordata, Actinopteri, Mugiliformes, Mugilidae. Gene Ontology annotation, biological process: transmembrane transport. The coding region runs from base 176 to 1909 and encodes 577 amino acids. The transcript is spliced from 9 exons. The record is from RefSeq and is a predicted model, not a curated record. Gene Ontology annotation, cellular component: membrane.